AUGCCAUACAUAAUAGGGGUUGUUCUGAUUAUUUCGUUGGUGGUCUUGGCAGCUAUGCGUGUUGCCUGGACACGCCAAGGGUCGUUCUUGCCCAAAUGGUCCUCUUCGCCGGUUGACCAAGAACGGACCAAAAUUCUCCGAGCCAUAGUGGGGCUCCAACGGUUUGAGGACAUUGCAAAUGCUGCUGUGGAUCGGCGCAAAACACUUUUUUUCCGUUUAACUAGGAACCAACAACAUGAAGCGACACCCACCUAUGAUCGUUAUCGUCAAGUGAGGAACUGCAUACCAUCGAACGCCAGGGUGAUCGAAACGCUGGUAGAAGAGGCAGUAAAAGAAUUUGAGGUAACCGCGUUCGAACUGCUGCGAGCUUAUCCUGCAUCAAACUAUGAAGUCCUGGAUACUUUCAAUCAUUUGGUUCGGGACUGGUCCAAAACAACAAAGAAUAGUCGUGAAAAGCUUUUUGAGCCUAUCUUGUGUCAAUUGACUACUUUAGUACCGCCUAAAGAUGCUAGGGUACUCGUUCCAGGCUCGGGGGUUGGUGCUUUGGCGCACAGAAUCUCCCAGCAUGGCUAUACCGUAGACGCGGUUGAAUUCAGCGCAGUUAUGCAUUUAUCUGCCCAAUUUGCAACGAGAGCGCAACGAAGCUACAGCAUUUACCCUUAUUUAUUAGAGUUUUCCCACCUGAGACACGCACAAGAUCAGCUAGAACAAUCCGACCUCGUUCUGGAAGACUCCAAUGCCAAUUUCCAUUUUGCGAACUUUCUCACUUUUGACCGAGGAUACUAUUAUAACGCAAUUGUUACACUUUUCUUUAUUGACACCGCCGAAAAUGCUAUUGACUACAUUGAUCGCAUUGGCACUAUGCUAGCCCCCGGAGGCCGAUGGAUCAACUACGGUCCCUUGAAGUGGGGGACGGCUCCAAAGGUCGAGUUCGCUAUGGACGAACUACUGGAUCUGCUGAGGCGCAAAGGAUGGGUCAUUGAACAAACCUUUGAAGGCACAAAUAGAUACAGCGGCUCGUCCAAAAGUCUAUGGGAAGCGCAGUACCGGAUCUGCGGUUGGGUUGCUAGACGCGAAUCAUUUAGUUAA
This is a messenger RNA of Wickerhamiella sorbophila, 1089 nucleotides long. RefSeq names its product Carnosine N-methyltransferase. The coding region runs from base 1 to 1089 and encodes 362 amino acids. NCBI's taxonomy places the organism in Eukaryota, Fungi, Ascomycota, Dipodascomycetes, Dipodascales, Trichomonascaceae. The transcript has a single exon. Gene Ontology annotation, molecular function: S-adenosylmethionine-dependent methyltransferase activity. The record is from RefSeq and is a predicted model, not a curated record.